AUGGCACCCGGAAAUGAAAAUAAAGAUCUCCCUCUCCCACCCGUUCCAGAUGUUGUUUCCAAGAUGCCAUGGAUCCAGCUGGGCGACUUUGAAGUUGCUUCAUCGCGGACUCCACCACCAAAACCGUAUCCGGCACGAAGUAGCCCAACAGAGAGGGCCACUGCACGGUUUAACGUUCAUGGGAAUGCAGUUUUGACCGGCGGCACAGGAAUGCUGGCCAUUGUCUCUGCUCGCGCGUUGCUCGAACAUGGUCUUUCCGGACUGGCCUUGUUCGAUCUGCCCAAUGCGAUUGAAAAAGGCAAGGAUGCUGUCGAAGCACUGCGAGCGGACUUUCCAUCUGCCAAGAUCAUUACCCAAUCCUGCGAUGUGACGGAUGAAAAGGGCGUGGUAGCUGCUGUACAGACCGCGAAGCAGCAGCUAGGAAAUAUCAACAUCCUAUGCUGCUUCGCCGGUAUGGUUGGAUGUGUACCGUCGGCAGAGCAGUCGGCAGAUCACUGGAGAAAGAUUAUUGAUGUGAACACGACUGGCUGUUGGAUAGCUGCGCAGGCUAUAGCACGAGAGAUGAUUUCUAGCAACCACGGCGGUAAAAUAGUCUUCAUCGCGUCCAUCUCCGGCCACCGCGUCAACUAUCCGCAGCCACAAGCUGCCUACAACACCUCAAAAGCAGCACUGCUACAUAUGAAGAACAGUCUUGCUGCCGAAUGGACGCGCUAUGGAAUCCACGUAAACUCCAUCUCCCCGGGGUAUAUGGAUACGGUGCUUAAUGAAGGAGACGACUUGGUACCUUGGCGACGGAUUUGGGCGGAGCGGAACCCAAUGCGCCGGAUGGGCUCUCCAGAAGAGCUGACGGGUCCAGUAGUACUUUUGUGCAGUGAUGUGGGCGGUAGCUAUAUAAAUGGAGCCGAUAUUGUGGUUGAUGGCGGUGGGUUGGUGUUUUAG
Messenger RNA from Talaromyces rugulosus, 939 nucleotides. RefSeq lists its product as uncharacterized. The record is from RefSeq and is a predicted model, not a curated record. The coding region runs from base 1 to 939 and encodes 312 amino acids. Lineage: Eukaryota; Fungi; Ascomycota; Eurotiomycetes; Eurotiales; Trichocomaceae. Gene Ontology annotation, cellular component: intracellular anatomical structure. The transcript is spliced from 3 exons. Gene Ontology annotation, molecular function: oxidoreductase activity, acting on NAD(P)H, oxygen as acceptor.